This is a messenger RNA of Lactuca saligna, 546 nucleotides long. The record is from the annotation of a GenBank genome assembly. NCBI's taxonomy places the organism in Eukaryota, Viridiplantae, Streptophyta, Magnoliopsida, Asterales, Asteraceae.
AUGCAGAGAUUGCGAGGUUCGGAUGAGAGGUCUCCAUAUGUAUUUGGUCAAUUCCCUAAAGAGCCAAUGAUAACAAUUAGUAAUAUAACAAAAAACCGCACGUGGAUAUACGAACGUCACAGGGACUCAACUUCUACUCGGUGUUACAUUUUGUUAAGUCAUUGGAUGUUUGGGAUGAACGAGAUGGAGGUUGGAGACCAUGUUACUAUUACUGUUACAGCACCAACUGAUGAACUUGUAAAGGAGUGUGGGGUGAGUCUUGUGUAUGAUGAUGGACAAGAAGAAGGAGAAGAAGAUGCGUUGGAUUAUUACAAGUCAUGGAAUCACAUAAUUGGUGGAGAUCUCUCUCCUUUUCAAACAGAAACAGGACAAUAUAUCCUACACAACUGGAGAUUUUUACGGCCUGGCAUUAUAUUGUAUCCCUAUCACCGUAAAUUCGUUACGGACGGCCCCGAAUAUCAGGUACAAGAGAAAGUGUGGUUUAGAGCUUUAUCCCCAAGGAAGCCGGACAUACUUGUUCGUGAAUGUGAGUCGAUUUCGAAUUAA